AUGGAUCCCGUCAUUAUAACGCCGGACGAUGUAGCUGAGGCGGUCCGAAGGGCCCCGAACUGGAAAAGUCCGGGGCUCGACGGGCUGCAUCACUACUGGCUGAAGGGGUUCGUGGUAUGUCACGCUGUGCUCGCCCGACAAUUUCAAGAGGCUCUCGACCAAAAGUCGCUCCCGAGCCUUUUCACUACUGGGAUCACUCAUUUGAUUCCUAAAGACCGGGAUACCAUAGACCCGAGCAAAUACCGCCCCAUCACGUGUCCACCCACGAUAUAUAAGACACUAACAUCCAUUUUGAGCGCGAGAAUCACUCGUCACCUGAACUCAAAUCAGGUGAUGUCGCGCGCUCAAAAUGGAUGUUGGGGCGGUGGUCGUGGAACCAAGGAACCACUCCUCAUUGACGCGGUCAUUGGCAAAGUGGUUAAACGCAACCGUCGGAACCUAUCCGCCGCCUGGAUAGACUACAAAAAGGCAUUCGACUUGGUGCCUCAUACAUGGCUGAGGAGGGUCCUCGAGCUGUACAAGGUUGACUGUACAGUUAGAGACUUCCUUGGGUAG
Parnassius mnemosyne (clouded apollo) is the source of this 555-nucleotide messenger RNA. Lineage: Eukaryota; Metazoa; Arthropoda; Insecta; Lepidoptera; Papilionidae. The record is from the annotation of a GenBank genome assembly.